AUGGUUCUGUUCAGGAUGCUUCCGAAGAUCCGCAGAGUAGCAAUUCUAGGAGGCGGCCCAUCCGGAGUAGUAGCCGCCAAAUGCCUUCUAUCGGAAGGCCUAACUCCCGCGAUUUUCGAACAGCGGUCUAGUUUUGGCGGGGUCUGGAAUUACACUCCGGAGACGAAAUCACGUCUUGAACAUAUUCCCCAAGAAGACCCGAAUCUCGACGAUGAACCGGUUCCAGAUUCACAUGGCUCUGAAAAGCCGGUGUUUAUGAGCCCGGUAUACAACGAACUGGAAACCAAUAUUCCAAAGGAUCUCAUGGUGUUCAACAAAACACCGUUUGACGAAAGGUUACAACUUUUCCCAGGACACGAGGAUACAAAACUAUAUGUCCAAGAAUUCUCCAAAGGCCUUGAAAACUACACGGAAUUCAAUCGGAGGGUUGUGAAGCUCGUUAGGAAGGAUGGGUUACAGUGGGAGAUCGAAACGCAAGAUGUGGUAUCUGCAGAGACUGAGAAGAAAGUAUUCGAUGCAGUGAUUAUUGCGACAGGACAUUACAAUGUUCCUUAUAUACCACCGAUAGAUGGAAUUGAGGAGUUCGAGCGAAGAUAUCCAGGUUCAAUAUUGCACUCGAAGUACUUUCGAGUUGCGGACGGAUAUAAGGGAAAGAGAGUCAUCGUGGUCGGGAAUUCCGCUAGCGGGAUUGAUAUUGCAUCACAAAUUUCCGAGGUCUCGCAGAUUCCAUUGUAUCAGUCUUGCAGGAGUAAAGGUGCAUACAAGGAUUUCCCUCUUUUAGCUCCUGAAAAGAUUAAGAUCGUUCCCACUAUCGAGCGCUUUGUGCCUGAUGAUAGAACCGUUGUAUUCUCUGACGGGACCGUUGAGAAAAACAUAGACGUGAUAUUGUUUUGCACAGGUUACCUACACUCUUUACCGUUUCUAGAAGAGUCAGCUAAACCUUCUGAACGGAUGAUAACGGAUGGAUUCUAUAUUCAUCGGCUAUAUCAACAUUUAUUUUAUAUUCCACAGCCGACGCUAUCAAUUGUUGGACUGCCCACCAAAGUCAUACCCUUUCCGUUUGUAGAAACCCAAGCAGCUGUCGUUGCCGGUGUAUAUUCUGGGCGCUUGGGUCUACCUUCGGAAGAGUCUAUGAGUAAAUGGGAGAAAGAUCUUUUGGAACAAAAGCCCGGAGACAGACAUUUCCAUUUUCUAACAUUUCCACAAGACGCGGAUUAUAUGGACAUAUUGAACGAAUGGAGUGAGGAGAAGGAGUCAGAUGGUAAAAGGGCAUUGUACCAACCAACCAAAUGGGGAGGAAAGGAAAGGUGGAUUCGUAAGAAUACUCCUAAAAUCAAAGCAGCUUUCUUGGUGGCGAAGUCAGAAGGGCGGAUAGUUAAGACUCUAGAGGAGUUGGGAUUUCAUUAUGAAGGUGAUAAAGAGAUAUAG
Molecule: messenger RNA, 1428 nt
Organism: Orbilia oligospora ATCC 24927
Lineage: Eukaryota; Fungi; Ascomycota; Orbiliomycetes; Orbiliales; Orbiliaceae
Exons: 3
Coding region: 1-1428 (475 amino acids)
Molecular function (GO): N,N-dimethylaniline monooxygenase activity; flavin adenine dinucleotide binding; NADP binding
Source: RefSeq, a predicted model, not a curated record